Molecule: messenger RNA, 2197 nt
Organism: Carassius carassius (crucian carp)
Lineage: Eukaryota; Metazoa; Chordata; Actinopteri; Cypriniformes; Cyprinidae
Product: neurotrophin-3-like
Exons: 2
Coding region: 131-913 (260 amino acids)
Biological process (GO): neuron projection morphogenesis; cell surface receptor protein tyrosine kinase signaling pathway; negative regulation of neuron apoptotic process
Molecular function (GO): growth factor activity; nerve growth factor receptor binding
Source: RefSeq, a predicted model, not a curated record
CGCUGUACUCGCCAGUAAGACUCACUUUCAUAACGCAGCGCACGCUUUCUGUCUGGAAACUUUCAAAAAGGAUUCGUUAUAAACUCAUCACCUUCAUGUCGGCACUGCUGAAUAUUUCCUCACCGAUGCUAUGGUUACCUUUAUUACGAUCUUACAGGUGAAUCUAGUGAUGUCCAUCUUGCUGUACGUGAUGUUCCUCACGUACCUCUAUGGUAUCUCAGUUUCUACGAUGGACAAGAAGCGCCCCACGCAGGACCCCAUCAACAUGCUCAUCAUAAAGCUCCUGCAGGCCGACAUCAGCCGCAGUCGUCAGAAGCAGGACGACGCUCUUUCUUACACCACCAUAAAGACACCUGCAGUGGCUGACUAUAGGGAGAAAGUUAGUGACCAGCCUGUAACAGACAUCUCGAUUGAGCUUCUGCGUCAGCACAAACAUUACAACUCGCCUCGUGUGCUCCUCAGCGACCGACCUCCGCUGCAGCCGCCACCGCUCUACCUCAUGGACGACUUUGUCAGCAACCAGGAUGGCAGGGGCACCAACAAGACGCGGCAGAAACGCAACACUGAGCACAAGAGCUACAGAGCUGAGUAUUCUGUGUGCGAAAAUAUCAGCCUGUGGGUGAACAAGACCACGGCUGUGGAUGAUCAUGGACAAGUGGUGACGAUUUUGAGGUCCUUCAAUGCGGGACGCAGAAUUAUCCAGCAGUACUUUUAUGAGACAAGAUGUGACACAACCAAGUCCAAAAAGGGCAGCUGUCAAGGUAUUGACAAAAAGCACUGGAACUCGCAGUGCAAAACCUCGCAGUCUUAUGUGCGUGCUCUCACUCAGUAUAAAUCAUCUGUGGGAUGGCGCUGGAUACGAAUAGACACCUCGUGCCUCUGCGCGAUCUCACGCAAACACCGUAGGACAUGAAAAACACUGCAGCGACUUCUCUGCUAUCUUACUUAUGUUCCCUGGGGGGGCUGUAAAUAUAUAAAUAUAAAUUAUUAUUUAAGUUAUAUGGAAUGCAUAUAGUUUAUACAUGUCUAUGUAUAAUGUAUAAAUAUACUUGUUGUUUGUUGUUAUUGUUAUAUAUCUUAAAAAAAAAAAAACUUACAGUAACUUGCAAUGCCGCUAAGCUACAGGAGUAUUGCAUGCUGAAUUGUGCCUUGCUCAAAUAUCAGAGUUAGAGGACAUGUCACUCCACUAGACCUGGACCUUGGGAACAGUUGCAAUGGAAAACUCAUAUCACUCAAUAUCAUAUUAACUUCAGUAUUGUUCAUGAAAACUAGUUUUUCUACUGAAACAGGUUUCCAGUAUAUCCUCUUUGGGAAUGAGAAAACAAAUCACCAUUGUUGUUGUAUAUUGUAUGGAAAUGUGUAAACAUACAGUGUAUCAAAACUGCAUGAAAUACCUAAGAAAUACAUAUUUUUCUAAGCACUCCUAUUAGUGUUUUAUAGGUGCAGAGAAUCAAUUCUAGCAGAACAUAAGAAAUUGCUUUUAGCGCAUUCCAACAUAGCCGCAAUAAAGUGGGAACGAAAGCAGCCAAGUAUUACCUUUUAAGGGACCAAUGAUGAAUUUGUUUUGCUCACCGUAGCUUUGUAGCCGUGAGGAAGCUCCUCAACAAAUACAGGAGCAAAGAUCCUCCCACUAACCACACACUUCUCUGGCACCCCUCCCAGCCCUCCAGAAACCACCAGAAAUAAGCUUACUGCACUUUUAACCUCUUUUUGAUCACCUGCUAUGAUCAGUAGCAACAUCUCCACCUUAAAGAGCGUAGCCAGCACACGCAAUAACAGCAUGUAAGCAAUGGGCCGUUGCUAAUGACACUGUAGUCUUACCCAGAGGUAAAGCUGCCUUAAGACCAUGUACAUACAUGCAGAGCUGGGAUUUGAACACAUAAUCUCCCCCUUAAGAGGGUUUCGCUCUUGUCAGACUCAUCUUAGGAGAUGAGCAUUUCACCGGUGCGCUGUGGCUAAAAAAGGCCUGCCAUGUUUUCCCCCUGUACAUUUAUAUAAAGAGACUUGCUCAAUUGCUAGUCAGGAAGGUAAAGAGAUUUCAGUAAGAUUUGCGAUACACGAUGACUUUACAAAACAUGUCAUUCUCUUCAACAAAUGAAUGUUUUGUACUUUACAAUAAAUAUGUUAUACCCAAGACGACAUGUUUGUCAGCAAAGCAUAUAAGAAGCAUAUAGACAGCAAUCGAGCUCAUUUGAAG